AUUGAAUAUUUUAUGUAAUAGACAAAUUUUGCGAAUCUCCAUGAAAAUUUUGUUUUUGGCAUGAAUGAAUAUAAUACUGGGGGGUAUCGUAAGCAUUUCUCAGCCGCGCUGUGUGAACGUGAUCAUUCAUAAAAGCUGCUUUUCCAAGUUUAAUGUUUCCAUGCCAAUCGAAUCCAGCAUGUCCACCACAAACCCACUCCUCACCUCGCGCCACGUGGCAGUAAUCGGCGCCGGCGCUGCUGGUAUUGUGGCGGCACGCGAGCUACGGCGAGAAGGUCAUCGGGUGGUGGUUUUCGAGCGGGGGGACCAAGUGGGUGGGACGUGGGUGUACAGUACGGAGGUCGAAUCGGAUCCGCUAGGGUUGGACCCGAAGCGAAGCGUGGUCCACUCGAGCCUGUACGAGUCGCUCCGAACCAAUCUGCCUCGGGAGAGUAUGGGAUUCCGUGAUUACCCCUUCAGGAAGAGGGAGGGGAAGGGGAGGGAUUCUAGAAGGUUCCCAAGUCACAGCGAGGUUUUGAUGUAUUUGCAGGAUUUCGCUACUGAUUUUGAGAUCAAUGAAUUGGUGAGGUUUCGAACGGAGGUGGUGUUCGCUGGGUUGGGUGAAGGUGGAAAAUGGAGGGUCACAUCAAAAUCGCAAGAUAGUGAUAGUGUUUUUGUGGAUGAGAUUUACGAUGCUCUCGUUGUUUGCAAUGGACGCUACGUUCAGCCUCGCCUUCCUCAUAUUCCUGGCAUUAAUGCAUGGCCAGGGAAGCAGAUGCAUAGCCAUAAUUAUAGAACACCUGAGCCCUUUCAAGAUCAAGUUGUAGUUCUAAUAGGUGGUGCUGCUAGUGCGGUUGAUAUCUCUCGAGAUGUUGCAACAGUUGCUAAAGAAGUCCACAUUGCAGAUAGGUCAGUUGAAGAAGCUAAGCUAGGGAAGGUGCCCGGCCAUGAUAACAUGUGGCUUCAUUCAAUGAUUGACAGCGUUCAUGAAGAUGGUACAAUUGUUUUCCAAGAUGGAAAUGCAGUUGGUGCUGACUCCAUUAUAUAUUGCACAGGGUACAAGUAUGAUUUCCCUUUCCUUGAAACCAACGGGGAGGUGAGUGUAGAUGACAACCGUGUAGGACCACUUUACAAGCAUGUUUUCCCACCAGCGUUGGCUCCAUGGCUUUCAUUUGUUGGGUUGCCUUGGAAGGUUCUUCCCUUCAUUAUGUUCGAACUGCAAAGCAAAUGGAUAGCUGGAAUUUUGUCUAAUCGCAUUGCACUUCCUUCAGAAGAGGAGAUGGCUGAAGAUAUUGAAGCAUUUUACUCGUCACUCGAAGCCUCUGGGACUCCUAAGCGUUACACUCAUAAUUUGGCUCUUCUUCAGUGGGAUUACGACAACUGGAUUGCGGAUCUGUGUGGGUUGGCUCCUGUUGAAGAAUGGAGAAGGCAAAUGUAUAUGGCCGUCUCUAAGAACAAGGUCUUGCGACCCGAAUCUUACCGUGACGAGUGGGAGGAUGACGACUUGGUUCUGCAAGCUCAACAUGCUUUUGCUAAUUAUAUGAUCUGAUGUCGUCACAAGUCCUAAUCCAAGCCAAUUAUGCACUCUGCCUCCAAUUCAGUGUUGAGAAUAACGAUCACAAAGUCAACUAUACCGCGCAGUUUCAAAGAAAGAAGUUAAUUUGAUAUUUAAAAGUAAUAACGUUAUUAUAUAUUCAGAGCGCUUUUUAUAAUUCAUCCAUUAGUAAACAUGUGUUGGCGAUGUGAUCGCUUGUUAUUUUAGUUUUAGUGUUUUACUGUUUCC
Molecule: messenger RNA, 1762 nt
Organism: Abrus precatorius (Indian licorice)
Lineage: Eukaryota; Viridiplantae; Streptophyta; Magnoliopsida; Fabales; Fabaceae
Product: flavin-containing monooxygenase FMO GS-OX-like 4
Exons: 7
Coding region: 65-1528 (487 amino acids)
Molecular function (GO): flavin adenine dinucleotide binding; N,N-dimethylaniline monooxygenase activity; NADP binding
Source: RefSeq, a predicted model, not a curated record